CUCAAAACUCCCGAAUAUAAAUUAAUAUGGGUGUAUUUACUAGAUUUGGUGGCUCGAUUAAUCAAAACAUUCAACAGCCUCUCAAGGCCAAGUCGUCCAAGAAACCUCAUGAGAAUGUUAAAUCUAGUUCAGUUUCAGAAGAAGAUAGUAAUAUUAUUGAACCUUGGUAUUGGGAUCCUGAUAUUGAUCCUAAGUUGAAGGCCGAGUACAAGAAACAUUCACCUGUUAGAUCAAUGCCACUGUAUGUUACCGAUCCUAAAUAUUAUGACUUAGAUGAGUUGAAGAGGCAAACAAGACUUUGGAUAGUUCCAAAUGAUCAUAACAAGCAUCCAUGGUAUGAUGCUCCUGCUACGGUGAAGGUGAAAACAAAGAAAGGUGUUUGCCAUUUGAAAAUAGAAUUCACAUUGGGAUGGCCUCCUCAUGGAGUCUAUGAGAUGCUUACUAAUCCAAGAAACCUAAAUUUCUUCGAUUUAUUCGACAGAGAGUUUCGCCAACGUCUGGACAAUGAAUCAACAAAGGUUUUGAAGAAGGAUGGACCAAGGCAGGUCACAGAUGUAAAGAAAACUUUGAGAUGGAAGGUCCUUGGAUGCACUAUAGCUAUCCCAAUACAUCUAAUCAUCGAUGAAAACCAUAAAAAUCUUACUGCAAACUAUAAAAAAGAGAAAAUGAAGUGCAUGAAAGUGUUUGAAGGUAGCUGGAAAGUGAAGCCACUAUACGCAGAUCAAGAACGGUUAUGCAAGUCUAAGUCGCGGAUUAAUGAUGAAGAGUACAAAAGAUGUAGUAAUGGAAAAGGAAGGAUUGGAUCAAAGGUGACAAUGGAACAUAUCUUUCAGCCUUGUUCUCUUCUUAAUGUGCCACCGAUUUCUUGGUUCAUACGUAAAAUCACCAUCAGAACAGUCAAGGAUCUGCUCGAAGAUCUUAGACAAUAUAUUAUCGACAUGCACAAAAGUUACAGCCCGGGAUGA
This is a messenger RNA of Capsella rubella, 965 nucleotides long. RefSeq lists its product as uncharacterized. Lineage: Eukaryota; Viridiplantae; Streptophyta; Magnoliopsida; Brassicales; Brassicaceae. The record is from RefSeq and is a predicted model, not a curated record. The transcript is spliced from 6 exons. Bases 27 to 965 code for a protein of 312 amino acids.